UAUUAUUAGUCGUCGUUUAAUUUCAGAAUGUCACAGUUUGAUAUGUAUGAUCCGGACCAGCACCGCCAACAGCCGCCGCAGCAACCUCGUAGGAAAUCGAAACUGGGGUUGCUGUUGUUAGCUUCCAGAGUUGCGACGUUGGCUUCGCUCCUUGUCUCUAUUGUGAUUCUGAGGAGCAACAAAAAGACUUACGACGGUUCCAGGGUCUACUAUGAUGAUUUCCACUCUUAUGGGUAUACGUUCUGGGUGAUGAUAGUAGGAUGCGUGUACAGUCUGCUCCAAAUCCCUCUUGCACUAUACUUCUUCCUCAGAGGGGAGCUUCUAAUACGUUACACACGCUUUGUUAAGUUUGAGUUUUAUGCUGAUAAGGUGAUGGGGGUGCUACUAGCAACAGCAGUAGGUGCAACAUUUGGUGCUACCACGGACAUGGACGACCAUUUUGGGGGGUGCCAAUCCAAAAUGUCGCAGUUUGAUAUGUAUGCGUACGAUCCAGACCAGCAUCGCUUGCAGCAGGGGCAACAGCAACCUCGUAAGAAAUCGAAACUGGCGUUGCUGUUGUUGGUUUCGAGAGUUACGACGUUUGUUUCUCUGGCUAUAUCCAUCGUCAUCCUCAAGAACAGCACCAAGACUUACCCCGGCAAGGUCACCUUCUACGGCGAGACUUACGACAAUGGAUACAGAAUCAAAUACUCCGACUACAACUCUUAUAAGUACAUGAUGUUUAUCAUGGUAAUAGGAUGCGUGUACAAUCUGCUGCAAAUUCCUCUGGCACUCUACUACUUCCUCAGACACAACCAUCUAAUAAACCACCGUCGCUUUGUUCUCUUCCAAUUUUUUGCUGACCAGGUGACAAUGGCACUACUAGCAACGGCAUUAGGUGCAACCUUUGGUGCAACGGUGGAUUUGGAUAAGGGUGUUCGGAGAAAGGAGAAAGUAGAGAAAAAUCUUCAUCACUUUUGGCGUCUCGUUUAUUUGCCAAUCACAUUUUUUCUCAUUGCUUUCGUAGCCUCUAUUAUUUCUUCCAUCAUCACAUCUAUAACAACUCUCACCAAUAUCAAAACUGAUAAUAAAAUUACGAUCUUGGGACUGUGUGAACCGAAAAUGCCACAGUUUGAUACAUACGCGUACGAUGAAGGACGACAGCAUCAUCAGCAGCAAGAAGAACCUCAUCGUAAGAAAUCGAAAAUGGCGUUGCUGUUGUUAGUGUCCAGAGUUGUGACCUCGGUUGCGCUCCUUGUUUCCAUCGCUUUAAUGCUGACCACCAAAAAGACUUACCAACAAUAUAGAAUCCGCUAUGAUGACUAUCAUUCUUACAGGUACACGUUCUACGUGAUGAUAAUAGGAUUUGUGUACAAUCUGCUCCAAAUCCCUCUUGCUAUAUACUUCUUCUUCAGAGGGGAGCUUCUAAUACGUUACACCCGCUUUGUUAAGUUCCAAUUUUAUGCUGAUAAGGUGAUGGUGGUGUUACUAGCAGCAGCAGUGGGCGCAACAUUCGGUGCGACCUCGGAUAUGGAUAAGCAUGUAAGGAAUGAGAGUGAAUUGGAGCAUAGACUUCAUGAUUACUGGAGUCUUAUGUAUCUUCCAGCCACCAUUCUUCUCGUUGGCUUCGUAUCUUCUGUCAUUUCUGCAGUUGUCUCUUCUGAAACUACUCUUUCCAAGACCCAACACUCAUAGUUUACAACACUACGUAGUAUUGUAUCUGAGAGAGUACGUUUUGCUCAUGUAGUAUUCACGAACACUUCCGAGGUUGUUUGAUAUAUAUUUUCAAUUAUUGAUGGUUUUGUGGUU
This is a messenger RNA of Ipomoea nil (Japanese morning glory), 1788 nucleotides long. RefSeq lists its product as uncharacterized. The record is from RefSeq and is a predicted model, not a curated record. The coding region runs from base 28 to 1674 and encodes 548 amino acids. The transcript is spliced from 9 exons. Lineage: Eukaryota; Viridiplantae; Streptophyta; Magnoliopsida; Solanales; Convolvulaceae.